AUUGUUCUCAGACGAAAGAAAAAAAAAUGGGCGCAACGAGCUCAGCACCGCGGCCAACGCGCAAAGUCACGAUGAAUCGCACGGAGGCGAGCGCGGCCAACCCCACCGGCAUCUCCGUCAACAUCACGGAAAACUUGCUGCGGAGCCUGGCUGGCGAGCGGGCGCGACCAACAAUCACAGGCCGCGAUGGGCGAAUGAAUCGUCAGGAGAUUCAGCCGCUGCUCCAACGCGCUCAUGCCCAGGGCGUCACAGAGGGCUACCAACGGGCAAAGGGAGAGGUCGAGCAUGAGCUGCGCGCGAUUCGCUCCGGCAAACAUCAGGAAGCGAACGAGCAAACUCGGCUAAGCGAGGAGCAAUUGGCGAACGAGCUGAGUCAAUAUCUGGCUCGAGCGAAUGCCCGUUUUGUAGAGCCGGUUGUUUCGGUAUCACCCUCGACGACAGAGCGCACGCCGUGCGCGCAGCAACAAGCGGCUGCGUUGAAAUGCUACCGCAGCAAUCCCGACCGCCCGCUUGACUGCUCUGAGCUAGUCCGUGCAUUCACGACUUGUGCUACUCGGUAUCAAACGCAAUAUGUCAGCAAGCUGGCCGAGCAAACACGCACCACACCAUCUCUUUGAACAUUUGUCUUCCUUGGUUUUUUGUUUCCUCUGUUGUAAUUUUCUUUCUUCUCGUUUGUUGUGCCGAAGUUGCCCCCUUUUGUGUUCAAUCGCCACAAUCCACACUCUGUUAAAUUUUUU
Messenger RNA from Capsaspora owczarzaki ATCC 30864, 737 nucleotides. RefSeq lists its product as hypothetical. NCBI's taxonomy places the organism in Eukaryota, Filasterea, Ministeriida, Capsasporidae. The record is from RefSeq and is a predicted model, not a curated record. The coding region runs from base 27 to 617 and encodes 196 amino acids. The transcript has 6 exons.